AAAUAUGUAGCUUUAUUCGUAGGUUUUAACCUUAUUUACUACCAAUAUACCCAAAGCAUGAUUUUCUUAGCACAUACACAAAUUACCAUAACAUAUCAUAGGUGCACACUUCCAUUUGGCCUUUAAAAUAACAGAAAACAUAACUGCUCAUUUUUUUCAACCAUUUUAUAUGGCAUAAUUUGUUUUUUAUGAAUGUGGUGUCAAUAAAAUAGUCACGAUUGAAUAACAUGUGAAAGAAGAGAUCAAAUUGAGUUUUAGAUACGAUUUCAGAAAUAAUUUGUUUGUUCUGAUAAUAAAUUUUUUUUUUCUCAUUUCUAAAUAUUUAUUAAUUGACUUAGAGGUAUACAGGUAAACAUAACAAGGUUCUAGGUAGUUUCAUAGUUUUUGGACGAGCACCGUGCCUUCUGCUUUUUCGAAAAUUAAUACUUUUCAAUGUUAUAGGUAUAUUUCGUUGGCAUUUGUAUUCCUUUGCUGUCAUUCCAUUUGUACUUUGAAAAAUGUAAGCACCUCUGUGUUGGACUGUUUUUUUUGUGGGCCAAUAUAUGUGGUUUAGUUUCAUCGCUCUUUAAUUGUGUAUUAUGAGAAGUUCCAAUAUACGGGAGUUCCCCUUUUUCAGAUUAUGAAGCGGUGUGGCCACAAAGAAAACUUCUGGCGGUCGCCAGUGUGCAUCCAAUAACUUUAUCGAUCUUUUUGUAAAGCGGAUGCCUUGACGAUAAUAUAUGACACAUUUUCUCGAUAUUUUAGUACGUUUAAGGAGUAAGUCGCAUUUCCUGCCGGUCUUAAUUUGGCCACUCUAUUCCAAAAACUGCAGAGUCUGACAAUAAGAAAGUUGAACAUUAUUUAGACUACCGUUUAAUAUGAAUAAUCCUUCAAAUAAUCCUUUCUCCGCCGAUGGCAGGUCUAAUAGAAUUUUGGAUCUGCGUAAACAUAGCCUCUUCUCGGAUAUAGUCAUCCGCAUUGGGAGCUCCAAUUUUAAAUGCCACAAGAUCGUUUUGGCCUGUGCCUCGCAGUUUUUUGAAAUGCUAUUUCAAAGAGAAGGUUUGCAAACGGGAGAAGUCGUAUUGCAGGACACAACGCCCGAUAUUUUUGAAAUAUUUCUUGACUACAUUUACACAAGAGACGUCGACGUGUUGAAUUGUCUUGAAACCGAACUACUGCUAUCGCUUUUUAAGUGUGCGAAUAUGUGGCUGGCAUGCGAAGUAGAGAAAAUUUGCGAACAAAUUUUUUUAAAUCGAAUUGAUGCAAUGAAGCCUGCGGAAUUGGUACAACUUUUUGCUGUCUCCUUUCAUCUGGGAAAAGAAUUUUUGUAUCCCCGCACUAUUGGGAUGUUACAUAAGAAAAGAAGUAUUGUCUGCCCGGAAACCUUAAAAUUGGGAAUCGACUGUUUCAUGAAGUAUUUUGAGAUGACUUGUGAGAUGACUGAAGGGGAGCGUUUUGAUAUGCUGGACAAAUGGGUAAACAAAAAUAUGCCCGAAGUGACUGGAGUUGUUGUGUUCUCAGUGCAUGGAAAAAGCAACCCAAAAAUUGAAGACUUUCCAUCCGUCACGGAUUUUGACAAGAUUACUGUUAUGUUGAAUGAUAUUGACUUAACCGAAAUGUCGUUUUAUGAAUUUUACUGCCAAGCUGCAAAGUCAAAUUUGUUGAAUCAUUCAGACCAGAUAGAAUUAAUGUAUCAAAUUGGUAUUAAAUAAUUUAAUUGGUAAUUAAAAAAUGUAAAAUUUGAUAAGAAAAAGGCAAAUUUGUCUGUGUAUUUCCAUAUGUAUGAUUGACUUUUUGGCAUUUAGCUUUUUAACAAGCCUGAAAUUAAAACUAACAAGGGACAGGGAAUUAUUUUAAAUAAAGGAAAGUCCUGUAAUGGUAAAAAAUUCAUUUAAAAUCCUAAGUCUCUGAAAAGUUGCUAACCUGGUUAAAUAUAUUCUAGGGCAUACACGAAAUAAAAGUCGCCCAAGUGGUAUGAAACUUAAACAAUUUAAAAAUCAUAACAAACGUUAGUUACAAGUUUUUAUCUCUAGUAUAACUAAUUUGGUAAAAUCAUUUCUUUUCUGCCAUGUGAUUUUCAUACUUCAUAAGUAUAACAUGUUUGCUUCACUGAGCUAUAAACAGAAAAGCAAAACUAUACAUAUGUAUGCCUGCAAGGGAAUUAAAAACACAUUCCAUAGGAAAAUGGGCCUUUGUUUUUGAGAUAUGGGAAUGCAUAUACAACUUGGA
Messenger RNA from Drosophila gunungcola (fruit fly), 2208 nucleotides. RefSeq names its product kelch-like protein 40a. NCBI's taxonomy places the organism in Eukaryota, Metazoa, Arthropoda, Insecta, Diptera, Drosophilidae. The coding region runs from base 858 to 1691 and encodes 277 amino acids. Gene Ontology annotation, molecular function: protein binding. The transcript is spliced from 3 exons. The record is from RefSeq and is a predicted model, not a curated record.